This is a messenger RNA of Protopolystoma xenopodis, 702 nucleotides long. NCBI's taxonomy places the organism in Eukaryota, Metazoa, Platyhelminthes, Monogenea, Polystomatidea, Polystomatidae. The record is from the annotation of a GenBank genome assembly.
AUUGAAACACAACUCGCGUGUACCUUCUUCGGCAGGUCUACCGGUCUGCCUCAGACAAUUGAGUCCACUCGUCAAGCCUCGGUCCACCUCCUCAUGUGGACGCUCGAAUCUUCCUGUGCCUGCAGUCGUUGUCUAGCCCCCCGCCAUCCUCGAGUCUUCUGUGUCGUUGGGGCUGUUCGACGUCUGUUGCCAACUAGUGCCGCCUGUUGGGAAACGUCACAACGAACAAAACUUGCCGUCUUACACUCCCAUCCCCCUCGUCAGUUUGUAUUCUUGCGCUCCCCCUCUGUGAGGCCUCAGGGAUCCGCUGGCAUUAGCUCUUCUUCAGCAGGUAUCCACAGACGUCAGGUGUUGCUUCGUGUAAUACACUCCUUCUGUAGCCCCUCCUCUUUCCGUAAAUCCCUCUUUAUCACCAUCAUUUUGUCGCAUCACUAUCUUCUCUCCGUUCGUCUUGCUUUGCCCUCUGUGUUCUUGUGCUUUUCUCCUGCGGGACAACAUGUUAAUCAACCUGUAGACAAUUUGGCAAAUUGUAGCCUAACAUCUGAAAGUAAGGCAACUUCUCGAAAGAGACGUAAUUGUUUUCUUCUCCUACAGACACGCUUCGUCGUCUCGUCUCGUCUCGUCUCGUCCAUUCUCGGCGUCAGCUGUUGCAGUAUCGGUGAGCCGGAAAUCAAUCUCUACCCGGACAUAGUUGAGUGGUAG